UGUUGGGUGUCUUGUUUGUGAACACGGUAAGAUUCCAGGAAUCUUCGUCGGUCCAUGCACAUCACGUCACCAGCAAAGAAAUACGAGAUGAGUUUAAAUCGAUAAUCUCAUUUGCUUCAUCAAAAAACUUGAUUUGUAUAUUCCAUAUCAGCGCUAUUUCAUCGUUUGACUGUAUCUGUUGUUGUUUACCAAAAAAUUAUUUUUGCUUGUCGCUUACGUUCGGAUUAUUUUUCAAUGACGAAUAUAACUGUCAAUGACAAGUUAUCAGCACUUAAUAGACAAGCAAUCGACAAACUCUUAGAAAAGAGAAAGCAAACACCAGGGUCAUGUCAAAAGGUAUCAAAUGAUUUUAGCAUGAGGCAUGGAAUCAUGGUUUUCCCGCGAUUGAUGUACCAAGGACGGGUUUUUUUGUGUGACAUCAAGAACAUUAUCUCUUAUUAUAAAGUUCAAAUGAGUAUUCAAAAUCUUCGUAUUUUUCAUAUACGAUAGUUUUUAAAAAAUCGUGAAUAAGCGAAACAAGCUUAAUUCUGAAGUUUAAGGCUUCGACUUAUUUGUGUCAUUGCGUGUGUAUACACCCUUGGAUGUUUUAUUGAGCUCGAUUGCUUUGUUAGAACCCCCAAUAAAUUCAGAUGAAUCGCGAGUUUGAUUUAGAUCAAACUGGCCAGACACUACAUGCAUAUAUACAACAUGAUACUAUAGCCUAUAGCGCUAUAAUUCUUUAAGACUCUUGAAACUGGAACUACUUCCUACCUGACCUUUCUCAAACCAAAUGUUAUUGAACUUUGUACUUCGUUCUACAUGGGGCAGGAAGCAUUACCUGUCGAUAUAUAUGGCUCUCCGUACAGGUAUGUAGGGCCUCUGCCAGGUCAUGUGAGGUCGUUGGCUCGACCAUCAACCAGCAGAAACGAAGAAAUCAGGAUAGACAUGUGGUAUAUCGUUUGAGCCGUUUUCUCUUGCGGUCUUCAGUUCGGAUUGUGCCGCACUGAAUCAACGACCGUCUUCACUUGUAUCCUCGCACGUUCACCAUUUCAUCUGGUCUCGAAACAAAGUUUGAUUCAAACAUUUUGUUAGUGUCCUUGAUCGAGUACAAACUGCAUUCAGAAGAUGCAGGAGCCGUUCACGGUAAAGUCAUGGAUCCUGAUGCUGGUCCUGUUCUGUACCGCUCGAAAGGGAACCGUCGUCUCCAGCCAAGAUUUCGGUCUGACGUUGUUUCGAGAUGAAACGAGCGUAGCAAGGGGGCAACCAGACGAUCAGGCGAACCCAGUUGAAACCAUUUUCACGUCAAUUGGUAUCGCAGCUUCACUCAUCACCAUCGCAGAAGUCAUCAACCGAAGAAUUUUGCCGCAACCGACGACGUUGUUGGACGCACUGGAUGUGGUCAGAAAACUGGAAGACCUGGCGAUUCCCGAUGAUGGUCGUCAAUACAAGGACGCAGAAGAUACAAUUUUAAGGGCCUUGUACGACAUGACGGUCAUGACGACGAACAAUGCGUCCGAACUUCAAACACUGUGGUGGCUCGAUCGGGCCAGGUACCUCGAUGGAGACAUCGUUCUCCUGAUGGAAGGUUUACUCGGCCAACAACUUGCUGGAUCUGAUCUAAUGGACAACGUUCAAGACAAUCUCAAAUGCGACGCCAUUCAAAUCUCCGAAAAAUUGAGACGUUACAACGAUUUGAUUGAAAGUGGGUCCAUAGCUUUCAAUUACUUCUCUGGACUAGGAAACAUGCCUGGAUUGGAAGCGAGUAGAAGGAGAGCGGCCAUUAGAGAACGCAACGUUAAAAUUCGUGCACGCAACGAAGAACUUGUUGGCGAAUGUUUCCAACGUCAACUCAGUGAAAUACGCAGCGAGGAAUCGACGACAGAACAAGUUGCUGAACAGGUGGCCCAAGUUAUGGCCACCCGUUAUCCAUUGCCAACGCGGUGGGUCGUCGCUGUUUACACGGACGAGCGGGAAACGUCCAGCAUCUCACGUGCGGCCAUCAAACCGAUUAAACCCAAAUUGUCGGCCAAUUUCAACGUGAAAACGGCCAAUGGCUAUCGUGUUGCAUUGUUCCCCUUUCUAGAGGGAAAACAGCCUCACCUGAUCGACGGUCGACGCAUUGACGAGUUCUGCGACCGACCCGUUCAAGGAGCCGGUCAAAUGCCAACGUGUGACGUUGGUAGCUCUGAUGGUGAAUACGUCUACAAUGAGCUGAGGCGACAGGGCAUUGUUCCGGAACCUCUGGAUCUCAUUGUCGUCCCGAGCGAGGGUCAAUUGAGCGUCAGAACUGUACCUCUUGGCAGUUUACCUCCGUUUUUCGCCAAGAAAUACCCCGAUUUUGAUAUUAUCGUCUUCUAACUUGACCCUCUACAAUUUUAAAUGUCAAAGUUUGGGAGAUUCGUGAUGAGUAUACCCAUAUAUCUAGAUGACGUGUUACGAUUGUCAGUUGCUUUUGCUUCGUUUGUGCCUAUUUAUUGCUAUUCUGACUCAGCCUUGUAUCGUGUUCUAAAAUCCCACAAAUAAAUGAGAAAGAUAUGUCAAAA
Daphnia magna is the source of this 2522-nucleotide messenger RNA. RefSeq lists its product as uncharacterized. The record is from RefSeq and is a predicted model, not a curated record. The transcript has 4 exons. NCBI's taxonomy places the organism in Eukaryota, Metazoa, Arthropoda, Branchiopoda, Diplostraca, Daphniidae. Bases 1105 to 2337 code for a protein of 410 amino acids.